This is a messenger RNA of Diprion similis, 2450 nucleotides long. Its product is annotated as RUN domain-containing protein 1. The transcript is spliced from 9 exons. The record is from RefSeq and is a predicted model, not a curated record. NCBI's taxonomy places the organism in Eukaryota, Metazoa, Arthropoda, Insecta, Hymenoptera, Diprionidae. The coding region runs from base 272 to 2017 and encodes 581 amino acids.
CAGCUCACAGAACGUAAUAUAACACAAAGCUUCGUUAGAAAGAAAGAAAUUACAAUACGUAUAAUAAUAUAAAAUAAAAAUGAGUAUCAAAGCAAGAUCUUCUGCUUCUGAGCUUUGUUGUCGUAACCUCAAAAUUUCGCGUCACGUUUGAAAGAGAAGUGGGGAAAAAAACGAUACAAAUUUGAAGAACAUCUAAACGUCUGUUUUCGAUCAACGUAUUCUCUUCCGUAGAAUAAACGAAACGGGAAAAGGCGGAGAAUAAAGUGUCAAAAUGACUAGUAAAAUUCAAAAAUUUGAAAAUGAUGUCGACGAACUGAAUUCCGAUGAAAAUGAGAGACCUGCUGGUGAAAGAUGGGCUCCAGUCGGAGCUAACGAUGGCGACGAUGAUUUUGGAGAUGAAUUGCGGUACAAAUAUACCCAAAGCAUGGAAAGCCUGUCAUGCGAUACAGAAAGACUCAAGAUAUUGGAAGAAGAACAGGAAUUGCUCAACUCUUCUUUGAUUGCAUUAACAACACAUUUUGCCCAGGUUCAAUUCAGGUUGAGACAAAUCGUCGAUGCUCCAGCAGCACAGAAAGAGAGUCUACUGAAAGAACUAGAGGAAUUUGCAUUUCGUGGAAUACCAGAUGUGCCGAGUAACUUGUGUGCAGAAAAUCACUUAGCUCCUUCUGCAGUUAUGUCAUCUCACGAACAAAGCGUAAUCAGUUCAAUAAGCGACAGUGAAGUUGAAACUAAAAUGGCACUGCAACGGACAAAACAACGUGAGUUGAUAGUUCAACUCAAGUCGCAGCUGGAAGAUCUAGAAAAAUACGCUUAUGAAACUGGAGGUGCCGGUCCACCCCAAAGCGUUAUAUUGGAACGUCAAAAUGUAAUCAUCAAUCACCUUAAAGAAAAAUUGAACUUUGACAUUGACGAUCUAUGUAAACUACCACUAGAAGAUUUACGGUGGCAAGUUGAUUGCGCAAUUAGUCAAAUCGUUAGCCCAUUGAAAAUGAAGGAACAGCUUGUGACGCAACUUAAAACUCAGAUCACAGAUCUGGAACGAUUCAUAAAUUAUUUACAAGGUGAAGUAAGCCCUGAGAGCUUAGCCUGCACGUGUGCAUGCCCUGUACACACAAACGGAACUGCAUCAUCGUCAUAUGGGCGAAGAUCAUUCAAGAACAGAUCGGAAGAUGAGGAAAUACAGUCUAAGACUCUGUUUACAAUAAGAAGAGCUGCGGCCUUACUUCACAUGUUCGCUUUGUCACAGCUGGGUUGUAGCAGUGAUCAAGCUAGAAAAAACAUGAAAAAAAACGCUGCGCGAAAUUGGAGGGACUUGAGAACACGAUUGGACGUUGCUGUAGAGCAUGUUCUAGCACAGAUAGCAGAGGCAAAAAACGACACCACUGAGGACAAUGAUUAUACUUCGGAUUCAGACUCACCGACAACCCAGUCCAACGCCAAAAUUACAUUCGCAGUUCGAAAGCAUCUCACUGUAAGCAUACGAGAUCUACUGCAACAUGGAUUAACGUUAGAUAACCAAGCAUCAAGUGUUGUUCCAUUCGUCGGCUGUUUUCCUCAACGACACAAUUCUGCAACGAAUUCUAUGCAUAUAUGGGAAUUGAUUUUGAAGUAUUACGACAUCAAGAAUGGUCACACGUAUAAUUCCAGUCCUGCUCAGAAACUUUCACAGAGUUUUAACUUGGAUCUAUCAGACAGAAGUACAAUUUCUUCAAAACAAAGUCUGUUAACCACUAUUGGAAAUAUUGUUGCGUCGCAUACGCCAUAUAAAAGAAGUUAUGAUUCUCACUUCAAAGCUUUUGUUUGCGCAGCAUUGAAUCUAAACAAAUUGGUUGUCUGGCUAAAGUUGAUACUGCAAUCACAGUACCUAUUGGAGAACUAUUACACUUCAUGGAGCUACGUAGUAAAAACUGGAUUUCAGGAUGGCUUUCAUUCCUUGGAUCGUCUUACUAAUUUUAAAUUCGAUCUACCCGUUGACCUGGCUGUACGACAAUUCCAGAAUAUCAAAGAUGCAUUUUAAAGUGAUCCGUAAAGCGUUAAAAUUUCCAAAAAUUUCAUUGCCAUUUAGUGAUUAUUCAAAACAUUCAUUCCCACCCGACUUAAUCAUAUGUACGUAACAGUUUUUCAUAGAUCAAGUAUUGCAGACGGACAGGACGACGAGGUAAUUUUUUUAAGGACUUGAGGGUAGUGUUUAGUUGAAAAGCGCGGGGUCUUAUAGGUAGUAGAAAAAAGCAAGGAAUAAGGCUUGCCAUUAGAUUUGUGUUCCGCAGCAUAGCGCUAUACCCCAUUGCGCUGAAACUGGCAGAGGAGAAUUAGUGAAUCGACCCUGCCUUUAUUGUUACCAUUCAACUUGCCAGUAGGUAAUUCGAUUUCGUUCGUCCCCUUCAGUUUAACCCUAAGACCAAAAAUACAUUUGUAUCAUAACUUCAUUAAGCUAAGUGUUCAAAAAAAAA